Messenger RNA from Microtus ochrogaster (prairie vole), 5001 nucleotides. It is a transcript of the gene Tgm4, whose product is annotated as transglutaminase 4. NCBI's taxonomy places the organism in Eukaryota, Metazoa, Chordata, Mammalia, Rodentia, Cricetidae. The record is from RefSeq and is a predicted model, not a curated record. The transcript is spliced from 15 exons. Gene Ontology annotation, molecular function: protein-glutamine gamma-glutamyltransferase activity. Gene Ontology annotation, biological process: peptide cross-linking. The coding region runs from base 1 to 2301 and encodes 766 amino acids.
AUGGGCCAGUGUUUCCACAAGGCCUGUGGUUCUUCCUAUAGACACAGCGUAAGGAGGAGUGACCUGUGUGAAGUCCUUUCCCUGCAGCACUGGAAGGGAGGAACUGCUGCUUAUCCGUGGGAAGAACUGUGGGAUGUAGCCACGUGUGACAGCAAAGUCUCCAGCACCCCCAAGGCCUCGCUGCAGAUUCAGAACAAAGUGGGCCACAUAAAAAGGAACCACACCUGCUCUGAGAUUCACUCUGGCAGUGCCAUUGGCGGCAGGGCUGCAGAGAGAGGCUGCAGGACCAUGGACAGCAGGAGUGCGCUGGUGGUUUACUCUGUGAACUUGGAGAAAAAGGAGAAUGCCGCUGCCCACCACACGUCGGAGUUCCAGACCCAGAAGCUGGUGCUCAGACGCGGACAGAUUUUCAACAUAAAGGUGGUGCUAAACAGACCUCUCCAACCUCAGGACGAACUGAAGCUGGUAUUUUCUACUGGAGAGAGAAUGUCACACUUCGUGGAGCUUGAUCCAAUGACAUCCUUCCGUUCUAAGGGCUGGCAGGUGAAAAUUACCAAACAGUCCGGCGGCGAGGUCACACUGGCUGUCAUCAGCGCUGCCGACGCCAUGGUGGGGAAGUAUUACCUGAAGGUGAAUGAGAGUAAAGGUGGAAUAUUCUUCCUUCUCUUCAACCCAUGGUGUGCAGAUGAUAGCGUUUACAUGCCUAGUGAGGAGGAGCGGGCAGAGUACAUCCUUAAUGAUACCGGCUACAUUUACAUGGGUUUCGCCAAACAAAUCAAAGAGAAGCCCUGGACCUUUGGUCAGUUUGAGAAGCACAUCCUGAAAUGCUGCUUCUCCCUGCUGACCCAUCUGGAGCCCAGUGAACUGCAGAGCCCGGUGAUUGUGUCCAGGACCAUCUGCACCAUGAUGUGUGCCGUGAAUAACGGCGUGCUGGUGGGGAACUGGUCGGGAGACUACAGCAAAGGCACCGCCCCCUACGUGUGGACCAGCAGCGUGCCCAUCCUGCAGCAGCACUUCAUCACCAAGGAGCCUGUGUGCUUUGGCCAGUGCUGGGUUUUCUCUGGGAUCCUGACCACAGCACUGAGAGCAGUGGGCAUCCCGGCUCGCAGCGUGACUAAUUUUGAGUCAGCCCACGAUACGGGGAAGAACCUCAUAGUAGACAUCUACCUGGAUGAAUCGGGCAAGACAAUUACACAUCUCACCAAAGACUCUGUCUGGAAUUUCCACGUGUGGACAGACGCCUGGAUGAAAAGACAGGAUCUACCCCAGGGCCAUGAUGGCUGGCAGGUCCUGGAUGCUACACCACAGGAGAUCAGCGAGGGAGGCUUCCGCACCGGGCCAUCUCCACUGAGCGCCAUCCGCCUGGGGAAGGUCGAAAUCCAGUACGACACCAAGUUUGUCUUCACCGAGGUCAACGGUGACAAGUUCAUCUGGCUGGUGAAGCAGAACCAAGGCAGGGAGAAGAACGUCCUUAUCGCCGUGGAGACUGCGAGCAUCGGCAAGAACAUCAGCACCAAGAUGGUGGGCGAGAACAAGCGGGAAGAUAUCACCUUGCAGUACAAGUUCCCAGAAGGCUCCCCAGAGGAGAGGAAGGCCAUGGAAAAGGCCGCCGGCAAGCACCCGGAUGAGGACAAACCCGGCCGUCGGCCAGUGAACAGCAUGCUUCAGAUCCAUGUCCUCCAGAAUUCUGUGGAGCUAGGCUAUCCUGUCACUUUGACCCUAGUGUUGAAAAGGAAAACGGCCACACCACAGAAUGUCAACAUUUCGUGCUCCCUCGACCUACAGACAUAUACAGGCAGCCAGAAGACAAACCUGGGAAUCAUCCAGAGGACGGUGCAGAUCCAAGGUCAAGAAUCAGAGGUGGUUCUCAGCAUGGAUGCUAACUCCUACAUCUACAAACUGGGCAUGGUUGACGAUGAGGUGGUCAUCAAAGGGUUCAUCAUCACAGAAAUAGUGGAGACUGGCGACAAGGUGGCCACCGACACGACCCUGUCGUUCCUGUACCCCGCCUUCUCUGUUGAGAUGCCGGACACGGGCAAGGUCAACUGGCCACUUCUCAUCACCUGCACCUUCAAGAACACCCUGCCCAUCCCUCUGACUAACAUCAGGUUCUCCGUGGAAAGCCUGGCCCUCUCGAACAUGCAGUCCUGGGAUCAAGGGACAGUGCCACCUGGACAGUCCAUCACUUUCCAAAUGAAGUGCACCCCAGUGAAAAGUGGACCCAAGAAAUUUAUUGUCAAGUUUACUUCCAGACAAGUGAAGGAGGUUCAUGCUGAGAAGAUCAUUCUCAUCACCAAGUAGCUCAGCUCAGACCAUGGAGAUGGAGGCAAGAGCCCUGAUUGGCUCUGAGCCUCUGCUAAGCAUGUUACCGUUUCCUAAAUUGUACUUAGUGUUCAGGUCAGGGAUGAUUGGAUUUAAUUACUUAGAGGAGGGCAGAUUCAAGAGCCAGCCCAGCAAAAGACAGAGCUCAAGGGCCAGUGUAACCUCAGGCAGUAGCUCCAUGGGACCAGGGCACCUCUGCAGCUCUGAAUACACAUCACAGACAUCUCAAACACACAUCGAGGAGUCACGGCCUCGGGUUUAGACCCAUAGACAGAACUCAGAGCUGCUAUUCAGUGCGGCUGAAGUGCUGGAGGCAUCUUCCAUUUGGGCAUCAGAUUCUGUCAGGUCCAGGGGUGCCUAGAGGUGAGCUGAGACCCCUGCAGGAAAGCAUCCUGGAGCUGGUCCUGGCAUGUCCUCUCAGAAGCAGGGCCCGCGCUGGCGUGAGGCCCUCUUGCCUCUGGGUGGGACAGGGGAGGAGACCCCACAGCCUGCAUCCCCUCCGAGGAGGAGUCUAUGGCCACUGGUAACAUCUGCUCUGCUCACUGGAGUCUGUGCUCUGCUCUGCCCUCCAGGGAUCUUCUCGAUGAUCACUAUGCUUUGAAUUAAACUGCUGACUUUAAGAUGGCUGUGUCCUCCUGAGUGAAUUUUCCUGUUAUGUCAGCAUGCUGACCUCCUUGGUCUGGGCUGUCUUCACGAUGGCCAGCCUCGGUCAAGGGCUACAAUUUCUAAGUGGACAUAUACUCCAGAGAGGUGCAGUAGACCGAAUGAGGGGUAUUUGUGUAUUCUGAGGACACUUUGUCUGAUAAAACACUGUGACCAAAUGCAACCUGGGGAGGAGAGAGCUGAUGCCAUCUAACUUCAGGUAGCGUUCAGUUUCUGAGGGCAGUCAGGGCAGGAGCCUGGAGGCCAGAGCAGUGCUGCUUACUGGCUUGCUCCUCAAGGUUUGCCCAUCUGUUGUUUCUUACACCAGCCCAGGGGUGGUGUAGUGAAUUCUAGUUGGUCUUAAUAAUAAAAACUCAGGGUCAGAUACGGGGGUAUAUGUUGAAAGAUCAGAGAGACAAAGGAGCAAGCCAGAGACAGCCACGUCAUACCCAAAGGGGCUGAGCAUCUCUCUCUAAGCAGCCAUAUCACUUCCUGUUUCCUCCACCCUGGUGCUGGGAGUAAAGUCGUGUGCCUCCACUGCCUGGCCUCUAUGGUUAACUAGCGGCUGGCUCGGCAUUCUCAUCUCCAGACGAGCUUUAGUUAGAGCACAAACAAAAUAUCACCAGAGUGGCAGCACCCACAACGGGCCAGGCCUCCUACAUCAGUCAUCAAUCAAGAAAAUAUAUUACAUACUUGCUUACAGGUCAUUUUGUUUGAGAGGGUUUCUCUGUUUAACAGUCCUAGCUGUCCUGGAACUCACUUUGUAGACCAAAUUGGUCUCGGUCUCACUGAGAUCACCCUGCCUCUUUUUCCCAAGUGCUGGGAUGAGAAAAAAAAUGCGCAUCACCACCGCACUUACAGGCCAAUCUUACGGAGGCAUUUCCUCAAUUGACUUUAGCCUGUGCCAAGCUGACAGAAAACUAGCCAGAGCACUGUCAGCAUCUCACCUUCAUUUGUUCAGAACUAGAAAACCUCAGUCCUGAUUCCUUCUGCUUAUCUGUCCACCUCCCUGGGAUGCAGCAGGUGUCUGCAUGUACUUGUGGGGUGACCAGUUAGUAACCCCAUGAAGCCACUGUUAAUGUCUGUAUGACACUUGUUGGGCCUGAGAGGAAGGAUGCUGUCUAGGGCUUUAGGUUGCUAAAAACAGGCACCUCUAACUACAGAGGUAGAUCAGACGAGAGGCAGGUGUGUAGCCCGUCUCCCUCCCAGAAACACUGGGCCUCUUCUUAUCAGCUGCACUACUGAGCAGACUCUCGGGAAUCACCAAGGAGAGAAGGCCACUGUGUCUGUCCUAGUGGGAAGGCACAAGACUCAAGACUGAGCAGACUGCUGCCUACAUGAUCCUGGCUGUCCAUCUCUCCUUGGGAGAGAUGCAGCUGAAGCCCUAACAUGAUUAAUGGGUUUGCUGAGGAAGGAGGAGGAGCUAGCUCUAAACCUGUGGGAGCAGAUGCCUGCCCACCUCAACUCUUCUAGGGGAGUACUCUGGAAACGGAUGGCUGUGGGGCUGGGAGGAAGCUGUGCUGCUAGUCAAGCUGGCUCCAGGAAAGAUGGGCUUCAGCCCCAGUGUGCAUGGACAUCCUCGAGGUCCUGGACUCAGCACAGACACUGACUCUAAAGCUCCUUCCUUUUUAAAACUGCUGCUCGUUGGGGACCCAGUCACUAGCCCUUCUUUCUCCUUGGUGUGGAGUCUCUGAUAGGUCAUCCAGGGGUUAGGGCUCCUGCAGCCAGAGGACCACUCUCUCCAAACAGUAUCAGCAGUAAAACCAACUUGGGCUAGGAUGUUAGUACAGAUAAACGUUAAAACACAUCUGCUCAGAAGAGAUGCACCUGCAGUGGGGGUGGGGUAGGGCACAGUUGUUAAUGCUGGAUCCCUGCUGCUACUCUGUGGGGUGAACCGUAGGAUCUGACGGAACUCCACCCUCCAGGGACUACCCCCAGCCUCCCACAGCCUUCCUUUCUCAGUGUCCUCAAAUAAAACCGACUCUGUCAGGCAGUGGUGGCGCUUGCCUUUAAUCCCAGCACUGGGGAGGCAGAGGC